Molecule: messenger RNA, 2856 nt
Organism: Paramecium primaurelia
Lineage: Eukaryota; Ciliophora; Oligohymenophorea; Peniculida; Parameciidae
Source: the annotation of a GenBank genome assembly
AUGAGAGGAACAAAUGAAAAAGAAUAUUAAUUAUAAAAUAUAAUUUUUAUAGUUGUUUUAUAUAAAAUAGCAAUGUUAGUAUGGUUAAGAAAAUAAAAAAGAUUAGCAUUAGAAAUAUACGAAGAUUAUAAUGAUUCUAUUUACAUUGAUUGCCAGAAUGAGUUAAUAAUCUCUCAAUUCUGGCCGCUGUUUGUGACUAUAAUGAAAAUCUAUUUGCUUUAUAGUAUUGUAUUGAUGAUGAUAAAUAAUAUCAAAGGAUUUGAAGAGUAUAAUAAUUAGACUGUCACUCUUUAUACAUAUUUAUUAAUUUUGCUUCCUUUAGCUAUGAUAGUUUACGAUAGAUGGAUUAUCCAAAAAUUAUCCAAAAAAUAGAAAGUAGCACUUACAUAAAUUAUUUUUAUUAUAUUGGAAACACUUUUAUAGCUAUAUUUAUCUCAAAUGCUAAUGGAAUAUUCAAGUUUAUAAAGAGUAAUUGGGAUAUUAUUAAUAUUUACAAUUAUGCUAAUCGUUAUGGCAACAAUGAACAAUUUCAAAAUAAGGUUAAUGAUUCUAGUCAAAUUCUUUAUUUACUUAGGCUAUAAAACCGAAUUUGCUAUAUUUUAAUAUUAGUUCACAUAUAAUAUUGCUUUUUUGAAUUUUUUAUUAGUUUAUUAUUGGGAUCAGCAGAUAAUUAGGUUGAGUAAAAUAAAGCAUUUUGCUGAAUAAUCUCUAAGAAGCAUACCAACAGCAGUUUGUAUAUUGAAUUCUGAUUGCUAACAGGUUUUAUUUUCAAAUAGAUACAUGAAAAAAUUGAUAGAUAAAUCAAAUACAAAGACAAAAACAUUUAUGACUAAGUCUGUCAAAUAGGACUAUCUGUUUGAGACACAACCAUCAAUCAUGAACAAUUAUGAUGAGAUAUUUUUAUUUUUUUCUUAAAUGUUUGCAAAUAUAGAAGAAGUUAAAAAUUAAUUACCAGCUGAUUCUAGCAAAUUCAAUCUGGAUAAUCAGGAUGAGGAAUAAUUAAACUUAAAUUAAAUAAUCGAAUAUAUCAAUAAGGCUGACAAAAAGACUUAAGGAAAAAUAUAUACCUUAAGAUGUUAAUUUAUAGACCGCCCAGAAUAAGCCUAUGAUGAAUCUUAGAAAGUUGUAAUUGAAGUAAAGAUGAAAACACUUUUAUAAUAUGAAGAUAAUAAACAUGCAACUUUAAUAAAUCUUUAUGAUAUAUCAACUAAUUUAAAGUCUAUAUAUUAUAAGAAUUUGAAUUAGUUUAAAAGUAAAGUAAUAAGAUCCAUAUCUCACGAAUUAAGGACUAGAUUGAAUGCUAUUUAAGGUAUGAUUUAGAUGGUUUAAAAUUACAAUCAGAAAUUUGAUAGAGAAGUAUAGAAAUAUUUAAAGGCAGCUUUUAAUAAUUGCAGAAUUUAAAAUUUUAUUAUUGGUUCAAUAAUAGAUUAUAAUUUAUUGAGGGAAAGAUAAUUGCCAAUUAAAUUAGAUAAAAUUAAAAUUAAUAUGUUAAUUUAAGAAGUUAUAGAAUUAUUCAAAGAUGAGGCAGAACUAAAAAAUGUAAAGAUUAAAUAUGAAGAUAAAAUACAGACAAAUAACUAUGAAUUGUUGGAUUCAGAGAAAUUUCAAAGCAUACUCAUUCAUAUUAUUUCUAAUAGCAUUAGGUUUAGUAAAUCUGAUGGAUUAAUUUCGGUUAGAUUAUAAAAAGAUCUAAGUAAUACUAAUAACAAUAAUUAUUAAACUAAUAGUUACAUUUAAGUGCCUGAUAAUAAAGUAUAAAUUCAUCGACAUUCAAAAUUUUAAAUCCCACAUUCCUAAUCUCCUCAAUAACAGAGAAUGAGUGGAAGCGAAUUUUGCCAUGAUUCUUCAAAUAAUAAAUAACGCAGAACAUAUAGUAAAUACAAGAUGGCCAGUUAACUUUCUUCUAUUGGAAAUUUAUCCACUAAUCUUGCAGAUGUUUAUAUGAUUGAAGUAAAAGACAAUGGUUUAGGAAUGACAACAGAAAGAUUGGAAUAAAUCAGAUCUUUACUUAAUGGGGAAGAUUUCUAAGUAGAUAGAAAUUCCAAUGACGCAUCAUCUGGAAUGAUGCUUGGAUUACGUGCUUCAAAUUAAUUAAUAAAGAACGUAUCAGGUAAAGAUGAUAAUUUAAAUUACAUAUCUAUUGAUUCAGAUAUUGAUAAGGGUACAAUUGUUUAGAUGCAUAUAAAAAUAAGAUUAAUUUCAGGAGAGAAUUUUUCAAGUGAUUUAAUAAUAAAAGAAUCUAGUGUUGAAAAUGAAGGAAUAGUUCAUUCAUAUAACAAUUUCAAUUUAAAAUUGAGUCCAUGGUCUACAGUAACUUAAAUUCACACCAAGAAUUUAUGCUAAUGUGAAAAUACCUUUAUGAUUGUUGAUGAUGAACCAUAUAAUUUAAUAGUUUUAGAAUCUCUUUUGAAGAAAUUAUAACACUAAGUAGUAAAGGCGGAAAAUGGUAAACAUUGUAUCCAAAUAUUAGAAAAAAUGCUUGAACAAUUUUAAGAACAUAAAUGUAAGGGAUAUAAAGGUAUAAUAAUGGAUUAUUAAAUGCCAAUAAUGAAUGGUGAAGAAGCUACUAAGUAUAUUACUUAGAUUUGCAAAGAUAAAAAUAUUCCACCAAUUCCAAUAUUUGGAUUAACUGGAUUCUCUGGAGAGGAUGAAAUAAAUAGACUAUUAGAUUCAGGAAUGAGAGAAGUUUACAUUAAACCAAUAACAAUCAGAACUCUUGAGGAUCUUAUAAGUAAUAUUAGUAAGAGUGAAUAUCGAUCUCUAGAUUAUGUAUCAAAUAUAUCUUAGCAAUUUUAAUUCAUUGAUAUAGAAUAUGCUGAAGAGGAUAAACUAGUGUUGGAAUAAUCAGCUCAAUGA